AUGGCGUCAAUUGGGGAAUUCGACCCAUUACACUCCAGCGUACCUGCAACUAAGAUUGAAGUUACGGUAUCCUGUAGGACCCUACUUGAUAUGGACACCUUCUCCAAGUCGGAUCCUGUUGCGGUUCUGUACGUCCAGGGCAUUGGGACCAAGGAGUGGAGGGAGUUUGGCAGGACAGAGGUGAUUGACAACACGCUGAACCCAGACUUUGUGCGAAAGUUUGUGCUGGACUUCUUCUUUGAGGAGAAACAGAAUCUGCGCUUUGACGUGUACAAUGUAGACUCCAGGAGCUCAAACAUUUCAAAACACAAGGACUUCCUGGGACAGACGUUCUGCACCCUGGGCGAGAUCAUCGGGUCAACGGGCGGCAGGCUGGAGAAAACCCUCUCAGGGAUCCCUGGGAAGAAGUGCGGUCUUAUUAUCUUCACGGCGGAGGAGUUGAGUAACUGUAGGGAUAUAGCCACCAUGCAGUUGUGUGCUAACAAGCUGGAUAAGAAGGACUUCUUCGGAAAGUCUGACCCUUUCCUGGUCUUCUACCGCAGCAACGAGGAUGGAACGUUCACCAUCUGCCACAAAACCGAGGUGGUGAAGAACACGCUGAACCCCGUGUGGCAGCCCUUCACCAUUCCCGUACGAGCGCUCUGCAAUGGAGAUUAUGACAGAACGGUCAAGGUGGAUGUGUACGAUUGGGACAGGGAUGGAAGCCAUGACUUCAUCGGGGAGUUCACCACCAGCUACAGGGAGCUGUCCCGCGGACAGAACCAGUUCAAUGUCUACGAGGUCUUGAAUCCUAAAAAAAAAGGAAAAAAGAAAAAGUACGUAAACUCCGGCACGGUCACGCUGCUGUCCUUCAACGUGGACUCGGAGUACACCUUCGUGGACUUCAUCCGCGGCGGGACCCAGCUCAACUUCACUGUGGCCAUUGAUUUCACAGCGUCCAAUGGGAACCCUUCUCAGCCAACAUCGCUACACUACAUGAACCCCUACCAGAUGAAUGCCUACGCCAUGGCACUCAAGGCUGUGGGAGAGAUCAUCCAGGACUACGACAGUGACAAACUUUUUCCCGCCUAUGGCUUCGGCGCCAAGCUGCCUCCGGACGGGAAGAUCUCGCACGCCUUCCCUCUGACGAUGGACAGCGAAAACCCAAACUGUGUGGCAAUCGAAGGGGUCCUGGAAGCCUACUUCCAGAGUCUUAGAACUGUUCAACUCUACGGUCCAACCAACUUCGCUCCAGUCAUCAACCAGGUAGCCAGGUCGGCUGCAGCUAUGACAGACGGCUCACAGUACUUCGUCCUGCUCAUGAUCACAGACGGGGUCAUCUCUGACAUGGUGCAGACCAAGGAGGCUGUCAUUAAUGCUGCCUCCCUACCCAUGUCCAUCAUCAUUGUUGGGGUGGGACCUGCUGAGUUUGAUGCCAUGGAAGAGCUGGAUGGGGACGAGGUCCGAGUCUCCUCCAGGGGGCGCUACGCGGAGAGAGACAUAGUGCAGUUCGUGCCGUUCCGAGACUACAUCGACCGCUCAGGCAACCAGGUCUUGAGCAUGGCCCGCCUGGCUAAGGACGUGCUGGCUGAGAUCCCCGACCAGCUGCUCUCCUUCAUGAAGUCACGGGGCAUCGAGCCCCGCCCGUCCCUGGCAGCCGCGCCCUCGCCCGCCCUGCACAUGCGCAUCUGA
Molecule: messenger RNA, 1671 nt
Organism: Conger conger (European conger)
Lineage: Eukaryota; Metazoa; Chordata; Actinopteri; Anguilliformes; Congridae
Product: copine-9-like
Exons: 21
Coding region: 1-1671 (556 amino acids)
Biological process (GO): cellular response to calcium ion
Cellular component (GO): plasma membrane
Molecular function (GO): calcium-dependent phospholipid binding
Source: RefSeq, a predicted model, not a curated record